This is a messenger RNA of Tremella mesenterica DSM 1558, 1407 nucleotides long. RefSeq lists its product as uncharacterized. The transcript is spliced from 6 exons. Bases 1 to 1407 code for a protein of 468 amino acids. The record is from RefSeq and is a predicted model, not a curated record. Lineage: Eukaryota; Fungi; Basidiomycota; Tremellomycetes; Tremellales; Tremellaceae.
AUGACACUUCAGAGCAUCACGGCUUCCCCUUCCACUGCUUAUCUUACUUAUGGUCUUCUUCUGCAGCUGUCAGACAUCGAUCUCGCUUAUGCGGACCAUUUAGUCUACUGGGAAGGGUUAAAAACCGUGCGGAUGGGAGCUCAGAAUCUCCAUGACUUCCUGUCAGGUUGUCUCUGCGUGAUGUGCAUUCAUGAGGCACUGGAUCUCAUGAGACCUGCCAAAUUAUUUCAAGUUGUGGGGCCAGACCACGGCCAUGACCUCAAGAGUGCAGAAGAUGGUACCACAGGAUAUCUGUACUGUGAUUUAUGUAUGUGGAGAGCUUGGGGAUCACAAGAGACCAAUCGUGAAACACGGGUUAACCAGUGGUUGUCUAAGAGUGGUCUCGAUACCCAUCUCGAAGCGAAGCGUACAGAAUUUGUGAAUACGCUCUCUGAAGCCUUGACGGUACUCCAAGACGACAUGUUGUUACCCAGAAUGAGUUCCAAUCCUGAACUUGCCCAGAUCAUCCAAUACAGCCGACAAAACUUGAUUGACACUUUGAGCGAUUACAUUUCUGGCCGUGGAGACAAGACCUUCAACAAACCUUCUCAUACCCACUGUUACGUAUUGAAUGCAAGUACAGGUUGUGGAAAUACGGAAAGAACACUUGGAGAAUUGUCAAAAAGCGUUGGAGAUUUCGUAUUGGCUUUCACUCCACUUACGAAUCCUACUGUGUGCGCCUCAUCACAUUACCCACAGGAGUCAUUACGCAAUCCUUUCAGGUCCGAAGAAGACGACAGCGAAAAUGACAACAGAGAAGAGGAAGACAUACAAGACAUACAAGAUGGGACCCAAUUUGAUAGUCUCACGGGUCAACAUGGAGCAAGUCGUACAGAUGGAAUCAAAUCAGUGAUACAUCCCGCCAAUUUCAUGUUGAAAUCCCUCACUAAGGCAAGUAUGAUACUCAUCUCAGCCACGGACAUGGCACAUACAGGUCCACAAGACGUUCUGAACAGGUCCUUCAACCUUCCAAUCGGCAUGAAUGCUCACAAUGGACUGUGGAAGACCAAAGAUAUGGAACAACUCUGGUUGCUCUUAGAAGGAAUGAUAUCUGGUCAUAAACCUAGAGACCUCUUGACUGCUGCUAGUAAUGAGGUUGAAAAGUUAAAAGAGCAAGCUAAGACAAAAGAUCUUGAUUCAUACCAUUGGUCAUCAGAUGAAGAUACUUUCAGAGACAAGCCUACAUUGACAUCAACAGUGAAAUUGGCCUCAAGUAGGAUUCAGCUUGCCCACUGGGGAGUGACUUCCAUCAUGGGGAAAACCCCAAUGUGGGACACUUCGGGUGUGUUUAGUAUCAGAGAGUUGGAGAAAGAUAUCUGUGAGAAGCUUAUAUCUUUGAAGCCGUCUGUUGUUGGAGGGAUCAGAUAA